Amborella trichopoda is the source of this 956-nucleotide messenger RNA. Its product is annotated as alpha carbonic anhydrase 7. Gene Ontology annotation, molecular function: zinc ion binding; carbonate dehydratase activity. Gene Ontology annotation, biological process: one-carbon metabolic process. Lineage: Eukaryota; Viridiplantae; Streptophyta; Magnoliopsida; Amborellales; Amborellaceae. The record is from RefSeq and is a predicted model, not a curated record.
AGGAUCGGCAUGGAUCUAUGCAGGCCUACCCUUUGCUUCAUGUCUUCUGUCAUUAUUUUUCUCAUCAUAACACAAUCCGUUCCUUCGGCUUCACAGGAAGUUGAGGAUGAGAGAGAAUUUGAUUAUUUGGAAGACAGUGAAAGGGGGCCAAAGCACUGGGGCGAGCUCUAUCCCGAAUGGAGGGCUUGUAGCAAUGGGGAUAUGCAGUCUCCCAUUGACCUGCUUCACGAAAGGGUGGAGGUUCUGCCAAAUUUGGGGCGAUUACAGAGAAAAUAUAAGCCCGCUAAAGCAAUCCUAAAGAACAGAGGCCAUGAUAUAAUGCUUAAGUGGGGGAAAAGUGGAGCUGGAACACUUGAAAUAAACCAAACGGAGUAUGUUCUGAAGCAAUGUCAUUGGCAUUCACCCUCCGAGCACACUUUCAAUGGUUCAAGAUACCAUUUAGAGGUGCACUUGGUUCACCAAAGCAAAGAUGGGAAGAAUGCGGUGGUUGGGAUUACCUAUAAAAUUGGCAGACCUGAUACCUUUCUUAAGGAGCUCAUGGGUAAUAUAUCAUCUAUUGCGGAUUCUAAAAAUGCUGAAGCACAAGUGGGCGUGGUGGAUCCAAGGCACAUAAAGAUGGGUAGUAGAAAGUAUUACAGAUAUAUGGGCUCUCUUACCACUCCACCAUGCACACAAGGCGUUGCAUGGAAUAUAGUCAAGAAGGUGAGGACGGUCUCUAGAGAGCAGCUGAGGCUCUUGAGGGCUGCGGUUCAUGAUGAAGCUGAGGCGAACGCGAGGCCAACGCAGCCCAUCAACAAACGAGUUGUUGACCUCUACACUCCAAGGCGUCUUUCACCUGCUCUCCAUUUUUUACUUUAACAUAUACCAACAUUGAAGAAGUACCCUUCAAUUUCUUUUGUUCAUUCUUUUAGGGCAUGUAAUUUAUUUGUUACUUGGACAAUAAACAUUAUACUAGA